Molecule: messenger RNA, 2987 nt
Organism: Schistocerca gregaria
Lineage: Eukaryota; Metazoa; Arthropoda; Insecta; Orthoptera; Acrididae
Product: leucine-rich repeat protein SHOC-2-like
Exons: 2
Coding region: 1006-2367 (453 amino acids)
Molecular function (GO): protein binding
Source: RefSeq, a predicted model, not a curated record
AAUCGAUGCUGCAGUUAGCGCCCUCGGCUAAAGGCAAGGGUCCUGCAUAAAAAGGCAGUGCUGACAUUGCGCAUAAGAAAUCUCUCCGUGACAAGGCUGCGCUUUCGCCUGUUAUACACAAGGGCGGCCCUGCGUGGCCAGUCGCCUACAGCUCUGAGCAUUCUGUGCGCAUGCGACGUGCUUUUUGGCAGACGUCAAAUUUGUCGUUCACCAGAAAACAACCUUGUAUUGUGAUGGCCAUAUCAUCUUGUCCUGCGCUCUUAUGCGUGCCAGACUUCCUUUUUCAGCCUGUGCGCUCGGCCCUUCAUCGAGAUAGAGGAAUUGCAGAAUUUUACGGACCAAAAUUUUCUCAAAAAAGGACAAACAAUUUUUGGCUCGCAGCGUUUAGUCUUGGAGCAAAUCUUAGCGACAGAGCAAAAUGUCUUCGGGCGAGCUCGGGCGAUAUCAGUCUUCCGGACAGGGUGCACUCUCUGAUUUCAGGCUAAAGGAUUAUUCAGGAACAAUCAAAAGCCGACUACGCGAAAUGUGCUCGUAUCCGAGAAACAAGCCUCAGCUCGGCGCGCAGUCAAGACGUUGGACGAGGGCAGACACAAUUUUAUUCGGGUUGAAAUAGAAGAUAGCGUUCUUGCCCGUGGCGUGGUUUAAAACAUGCCUGUAGAAGCAGAAGGCUCAAUCGGACUGACUUGCACAAUUGCCAGGAACUGUCAUUGAGACCUGAAAAAGCCGAACUAUCGAUACAAAUGAUGAAAUCAGCCUCGAGACUCGGAGAAGCUACUCCUAAUUACUUCGCUUUACUGGGAAUGAAAUGCAUUGGCGUGCUCCUACCAAAAGAAAUAGAAACUACAGAGCUUGCACCUCACAAUCUCGCUCAGAGUCAUGUUGGAAAAGCUAUUGUAUAUCGGGACAACUGUAUUCUGAUAUUGUGCUGAAACUGCACUGGUAUAAACACCACUAACUUUUUUUUUUGAAUCACAGAUUUUAUAUCUACCCAAAGGCCCUGCAAGCAUGGGCUCUCGAUUAUCUGUCAAAGCAAAAAACACUAUUAAGAUAGCUCUGGCCAAUGACCUGGAUGAACUUCGUUUGUCGGGCUGCAAUAUCAAGUCAAUUCCAGCCAGCGAAAUCAAGAAAUGGCAGAAUAUCAGAGUCCUUGUUCUCUCUGAAAACUAUAUUGUCAGACUACCGAACAAAAUAGACUGUCUGGUCUCCCUGGAGGUGUUAAAAAUAGAUUCUAACGAACUGGUCGGACUACCCGAAUCCCUAUUAGAUUUUAAAAAAUUACGCAUUUUGAAACUCGCGUACAAUAAAUUAACCAAAUUACCGGGCCCACUUUACAGGCUUGGGGCUCUAGAAAGGCUAAACGUGUUUGCCAACCCUCUUCCUUCAGAGUACCUUUCGACUCUGAUUCGCCAACUUCAGCCCAUAACAAGUCUCUGUUCUCUAAACUGUGGAGGCGUGAGUUUGAAGUCCUGGCCAGAAACCCUGUUCGAGGUACAGCAACUACAGGAACUUAACAUAAAGAGAAACCAGUUGACUGAGAUUCCGGACAGCAUCUCCAACUUGGUCAAUUUGAAGAAGCUCAUACUGUCUCAUAACCCCAUCGAAGUCCUUCCUAUAUCCGUGAGCAAGCUCAACAAGCUCACGAGGAUCGAAUGCGUUGAAUGUCUAUUCUCGGACCUCCACCAAUAUCCAUUUGACCAGCUCAAAGAGCUUCGAAUUGUUAACUUCAAUUCGUGCAAGCUCACCUCCUUCCCUUUCUACCUGGGAUAUGUUACCAACCUUCAAGUACUGGACUUCGGGUGCAACUUAAUAACUAAAUUGAGUCACACAAUAGGCUAUAUCGGCAGUUCGUUGAAGAAGUUAGACGUCAGCCAAAAUCAGCUUACAGCACUACCGGGAGAACUCUCUAUGUUGGAUCUGAACAUCGACCUUGAUUUACAGCAAAACAAUUUGCGCAGUCCGUUCAAAGAGAACGCCCAUUCCAACCCUCAGCUCUUCGAAGCUAUCAUUCGAUUUUGCCGCGCAUGGGGACCCAAUUGCACCAUCGAAAAAGACGCCUUUACAACCGCCGUCAAAAACGUCCCAGGCGUUUUCUUGUUGACGGCCUUCGAUUACAUCAAUCGUCCAAGAAUUAGCGGAGGCGACAUCAUAGAAGUCUCCAUCACUGAAACGAACCCAGAGAAUCCGGAGGAUAAAAGGCCGCCAAUCAACAGAGACUCCUUCCUCUGUGCCCACACCAAAGACCUCAAAAACGGAACUUAUGAAAUAAACUAUGUUUUUAAAAAAUCUGGGACAUUCGAAGUCGAAAUCACCUGUGACUCUAUGCAAGUCCGUGGCUCUCCUUUUUCUAUCGUCGUCUUUGAUAGCUAGCUGAUCUCGAAAGCGCAAUAACUUCCUAAUCUCAAAGAAGCGUAGUGACUUCUUCGCGCACAUCUUGUAAAAUUUCUAAACCCUUGUUUUGACUGGUGUACGAAUUAUGUUCCCUCUUUUUUAAUAGUGACUUUUUGCUCUUCUCUCCGUCCGGUUCCUUCGUUUGCUCUAAUGACCUUCGCGCGGAACUCCCGUCGAGUGUCUAAGCGUUCUCACCUUCGCGUAUGACUUCCUCCAUCUGACAAACGCCCUCAGAAUAACUCGCACCCGCACUCCUUCACAGAACGGAUCUCCCUCUGGAAAGAAGAAGCUCGCGCCUCACGAGCCAGAAAAGGGUGUCGUCAACUAGUGUGUCCUGGCUCCAAAACUCGUGCGAUCGCUUCCCAGAUCUGGAUUACUUAGCUGGCUUCUCUGUUCGUCCCUUCUCGAUUAUGUACCUCGGUAGCCGACCCCUCCGACGCGCCGUUCGAGUGCGCCUCGCCGAGGAUAUGCAUGUCGUAGACUAGUCAGCUCGCUUUCUUUUUAAUGGACGCCUACAAUAAAAAAUUUCUUCUUUAGCUUUGACACGUCCCGUACAAAAAAACCAGGCUUUUUUUCCCAAGAACCUUGGUUCGUGACAG